Molecule: messenger RNA, 918 nt
Organism: Copidosoma floridanum
Lineage: Eukaryota; Metazoa; Arthropoda; Insecta; Hymenoptera; Encyrtidae
Product: chymotrypsin-1
Biological process (GO): proteolysis
Molecular function (GO): serine-type endopeptidase activity
Source: RefSeq, a predicted model, not a curated record
AUGAAAAAUUAUUUUAAAGUGUUGCUACUUCAGCUCAAGUUGUGUUUUAUUUUCUUUGCGAGCCCAGGUCUAAAGGGUGGCGAUCUAGUGCGGGAUGGUAACUUCAAGCAUCAAGUCUCCAUAAAAUUGUGGAACACAAUGAGCACGCAUUGCGGUGGGAGCAUAAUUGACGAAGAAUUCGUGCUCACGUCUGCCACAUGUGCUAUGCCACAUGGUAAAAAAAUAACUCUGCUAAAAGUAAUUGCGAGGAGACAAGUGCAAAACGACAUCGAGGUAUUCGAGAUAGACGUAGAAAAAAUUUACGUACCCCGAGGAUACUCCAGAGUCAUGAGUGCGGAUGGCAUUUUCAUCAAGGAUGACAUUGCCGUUUUAAAGUUGAGUAAUAGCUUGAUGCUUGAGCGGAACACCCUACUGGGUAAAAUUGACUUACCAGAAAGGAACAGUAAUUAUAACGAAGGUCCUGCAAAAAUAUCUGGUUACGGAGAGAGCCAGCAAAACAGGUGGAUGCACAACACGCUCAACAGGAAACAAACAUUUCACCCUCAAAAUACAGCCUCUAGGAAUAUUCUCAGCUCAACGUAUUGGUUAAGAUACGCUAAUGUCACGGUCUUUCGAAACUCCCAGUGUACGAGAAACAGUAAGAUGAUAGUGAAGGUAACAAAUCAAAUGAUCUGUGGACAAGUUGUACCACCGGGAGGAGUGUGCCGAACUGACCGUGGAAAUGGACUAAUUUCUGGUAACACAAUAAUUGGAGUGCUAAGCCUCGAAGCCCAAGGAUGCAACGAAGCUGAUUCACAUUCCGUGUACACCAAAGUACUUUCUUACCUAAAGUUUAUUCACAGAGCCAAGACGCAAAGUAAAAUUACCACUGGUAUGCGCAUUUAUGACUUCAAGUCUGAUCUGUACAAGUGUUUAUAG